GACCUGACUUAAACAAAUAACGGUUAAAGUUUUGACACAUACUACGCCAAAUAAGUCUUGCAAGCUCAUAUACUAAUAAAGUAGUAAAUCAACACAAAUUAAGUAAAUAAACUAAUCAGUAGUUACGUUUCCACAGUAAGAGCCUUUUGUCAGUGAAAAAAGUGAAAACGCACGAUAGACAUGGCACAGCUUCAAGAAGAGAUAUUAGCCGUUACAAAAGCUGACGAAGAGCUGAUUAUAGUGACUGGAUUUGGGCCAUUUGUUGGUCACGAGGAUGUAAAUGCCAGUUGGGAGGCCGUACGUCUAUUACCAGAUGAACUCAAAUGGCAUGGUCAUCACUAUAAACUAGAAAAGCAGGAGAUCCAAGUUGAGUACGCUGCGGUGGACAAGGUUGUGGAUGACAUAUGGAGACGAAAGCCAGAGCUUGUUAUUCACUGCGGAGUACAUGGAAACGCAAGCUGCAUACAUGUUGAAAAGUUGGCAUAUAAUAAUAAAUUUACGCGACCUGAUUUUGCCCGACAAUAUUUGCCAAAUGGUUCAGCUUGUUUAACGAAUUGUGACACAGAUACGAAAACUAAGGAUAUUUUGUAUUGUGGUUUGGAUGUUGAUAAAAUCGUACAAGUUAUCGCUGAGUCAUGUGAGUGCGCUCCAAUUGCUACUGAUGAAGCCAUAAAAAGUGUUCUCGAAGUAGAGCCUUUACCGAUCACAGUUGCGCAAAGCUCUGUUGAUGUGGGUAACUAUUUGUGUGGAUACAUAUAUUUAAAAUCUCUUGAUAGAGAUAGUAAACGAACUUUGUUCAUUCAUGUACCGCCCAUAAACCGCCCCUUCACCUCGGAGGAGACAAAGGAGGUUAUUUUGCGAAUAAUUGAAGAAUGUGUACGCCAGCUAAGGACAAAUAGGAAUGAAUCUUGUUGAUGACUUUUAAAAUAUCCAGGGAUUUUUAUCUGCUACCCAUUCUACCGACCUUUUGCUCACUAACUUAUAACAAAAAAAAAAAAAAAGAAAACUUCAC
Molecule: messenger RNA, 1012 nt
Organism: Ceratitis capitata (Mediterranean fruit fly)
Lineage: Eukaryota; Metazoa; Arthropoda; Insecta; Diptera; Tephritidae
Product: pyroglutamyl-peptidase 1
Exons: 2
Coding region: 181-915 (244 amino acids)
Biological process (GO): proteolysis
Source: RefSeq, a predicted model, not a curated record